AUGCUAGGAAAAGAAGUUAAAAUUUUACAGCAACUCAAAAAUGUUCAACAACUUCAGAAUUUAAAUGGACUGACUCAAGAAUUUCAACGUAUUAGUUCACGAACGCAUGCAUUAGACGUUAACCAGCAGGCCAGGAACCAGGACUUUCUAGCCUUAUAUAACCAGACUAUUAUAAACCAGAAUAAACUUAAAUCUCUAAGACAACAACAUGAAGCUGAUAAAAAUGAAAACAUGAGAAUCUUACAGAAUAUUAAGACCGAUCAAAACAGAUUUAGGGCUAUCCUGUAUGAGAAAAUAGAUACAAUUGAUGAGAACGUGAAUAAAACAUAUGCAGAGUUUAUUGAAAAAGCUAACGAAAAAGUGACGAUCUCAGCCAGUUCUCUUGGUUCAGUGUCUGAAUCGUUGUCAACCUGUUCAAAAUUUCAUUUUGAAGAAAAGGUUCUCGAAAAGGUUGUUCGCUUGGAACAUAAAUUGGAAGUUUGUACGGAAAAGAUGAAAGUAUGGGAAGAGUCUAUUUCUUCUAGUUUGGUUAAAGUGACCGAAGCGAAGAAACUUACAGAAACAUUUGUUGAAUCAAUGCGAAAUGCUCAUCUACAGGACCAAAUGCGGUUUAACAAUUCUUUACUUGAGGCGAAGAAACAGACAGAAACAUUUGUUGAAUCCAUGCGAAAUUCACAUAUACAGGACCAAAUGUGGUUUAACGAUUCUUUUCUUGAAGCGAAGAAACAGACAGAAACAUUUGUUGAAUCCAUGCGAAAUUCACAUAUACAGGACCAAAUGCGGUUUAACGAUUCUUUUCUUGAAGCUAAGAAACAGACAAAAACAUUUGUUGAAUCCAUGCGAAAUUCACAUAUACAGGACCAAAUGCAGUUUAACGAUUCUUUAAUUGAAGCCGUUGACCAUUUUAGGACACAGUCUGAAAAUGAAACUUGGAUAUACGGAAGGCAGAUGAAUUCAUUGUUUGAUUCCCUUUCUUCGAAAAUACAAGACUUGGAAGUAGCUGAAAGUAAAAGGGAGAGUAUCAUGGAAUCAUCUAUUCUCCAACAUCAGAGCCGGUUCAAUGAAUCGUUUGAUAAGAUUUUUGAACACUUCCAAGUUCGCUUCAAUAAUUCAUUGCAAGAAAUUGAAAUAAAACAGAAGAAAGUUGGAUUCACCUCAUGUGCCAGCUCCGCUCAAGGCUACUCUUUAGGUAGCAUUAUCAAAUUUCCUGAUGUGUUAUCCAAAAUUGGAAUAAGUAACAUAUCAACGUUUAAAUCAUCCGGAAAAUUUACAUGCAAGGCAGAAGGACUGUAUCAAAUUUCCGUGACAAUUCUGUCACAUACCGGUGAUAAAAGGUUUGGUAUUUAUAUGAAUAAGCAUCUAGUCUCAAAAGCAUAUAUAUCCAGUUCUUCCAAUUAUGAAUCUGGUACCGCAGUAGCUGUUGCAGUCUUAAAAAGGAAUGAUGAGUUGUCGGUGAAGCCAGUGGAGGGAAGUAUAUUCGUCAAUGACUACGCUUCGUGCAUUACUAUUGUAAAACUAUAG
This is a messenger RNA of Mytilus trossulus (common blue mussel), 1521 nucleotides long. RefSeq lists its product as uncharacterized. The record is from RefSeq and is a predicted model, not a curated record. Bases 1 to 1521 code for a protein of 506 amino acids. Lineage: Eukaryota; Metazoa; Mollusca; Bivalvia; Mytilida; Mytilidae. The transcript is spliced from 3 exons. Gene Ontology annotation, molecular function: protein binding.